Messenger RNA from Rhododendron vialii, 1608 nucleotides. RefSeq names its product golgin candidate 1-like. Gene Ontology annotation, cellular component: Golgi cisterna; Golgi membrane. The transcript is spliced from 8 exons. The record is from RefSeq and is a predicted model, not a curated record. Gene Ontology annotation, biological process: retrograde transport, vesicle recycling within Golgi; Golgi organization. Lineage: Eukaryota; Viridiplantae; Streptophyta; Magnoliopsida; Ericales; Ericaceae. The coding region runs from base 598 to 1110 and encodes 170 amino acids.
CACAUGUACUUGCGGCUGUACAUGUUUUUCUUUGGAGGCAAGUUUGUCAGCGCAUGGCAUGUGCAGGCAAGUAUCAAACGAACCAAGUUCUUUGAUCUUAUUGCGACUUGGCGAACAGGUGGCAGUGACGGGGAAGCCGCAUGGCGUACAUGUAGCGGGAGUCACAGAGGUUCUUCUAGAAGCCCGUUGGUUAUUUGACCGAUAGUGGUUAAUUAACCACUGGGGGCGCCUAUUUGGCUCUUCUUCUGAUUGCAACUUGGUUAACAGGUGGCAGUGACGUGGAAGCCGCAUGGCGUACGUGUGGCAGGUGAAUCACACAAGUUCUUCUAGAAGCCCGUUGGUUAAUUGACCGUUAGUGGUUAAUUAACCAAUGGGUGAGCCUAUUAGGAAGGCUGCGAUCACAUCCGUUGAUUGCAAUUGGGACGGUCAAGGAUGGUGCCGGUUCACAUACCCGUUCUGGUGAAAUGAUUGGGUGAAUGGUUACGGCACUGGUUUCUAGGACUCAGCGGAGAUGUGGAAGCAGUUAUGUACAUCAUUACUCGCAAAGAAAAUCAUACAGAUUGCUUAUAUGCCAUUUGUUCUUAGGACUCGGCGGAGAUGUGUAUAACUACAAUAAUUUGUCCGAAACAGGAGCAUAUGGAGCUAGAGAAACUUUACCGUGAGCCAACUGAUCUGUCGUAUUACAAGCAAACACAGUUGGAAACCAUGGCUAGUGAAAAAGCUGCAGCAGAAUUUCAGUUGGAGGAGAUAAAGCGUCUUCAGGAAUCCCAAGUAGAAACAGAAAGGAUCACAGUUUCUCAUCAAGCUUCGCUGUCUUGGGAAGAAGACACUGACAUGAAAGCACUUGAGCCUAUCCCCUCGUAUCGUCGCCAUAUGGUUGGGGCAAGCAUGCAGUUGCAGAAGGCUGCAAAACUACUAGGUUCUGGAGCUGUCAAGGCCACAAGAUUUCUUUGGCGAUUUCCAACUGCCCAACUUCUCCUGCUUUUCUAUUUGGUAUUUGUGCAUCUUUUCUUGAUGGAUCUGCUACAUCGCCUUCAGGAGCAAGCUGAUUCUUUUGAUGCAAGAGAAGUUGCAGUAUCCAUGGGACUUGCCAACCAUACGUUGCCAUGAUAUGUAGCUCCUUUAGGCCCGUUGGCAUACUAUGCUAUUUCUCUAUUUGUGGCUUCUACAACAGUGUUUGAUCUCUAAUUAUGCAUAAGACCAAACCGAGAAUCGUGGGGAUUGAGAAAAAUACUGUUUCUUUCGCUUCCCUUGGUCAUCAUUGUCAUCUUCAUAUGCAUUGCACCACUCUGAUAGAGAAAAAGUAGUGUUAUGGUGAACCAUUGAUGUUGGAAGAGCGCGGUGGUUUAUACAUGAUGCAACUCUUUCUUCAAGCAGCCAUGACGAUUUCAAUUACUCAUGGAUCGUAACUGCACGCACUUCCUAUUAUUUGGACACAUCAGUUUUUGCUUUUGAUAGUGUGGAAAAAUUACCUGGCCCGAAAAAGCUACCGUGCACGCAAACUCAAAUCAGUGAAAAAUGGAAGUGUGACUUUUUCAUUACUUACUGUGCUAUUGAGACGUAUUAGAAAUCCAAGAAUGCCUACCUUGGCAAGGAGAUUCAGUUUUA